AUCUGGAAACCUUAAUGGGCUAGGUAACUGCUACCUUCAUGCAAUGAACUGAGAAAGGCAACAGAACCACCUCGUGGAUCGGAACCUACAGGCAAUCCACCACCCCCCUUCAUAACAAAAACAGGGAGUUGUGUGCGGCUUUCCUUUGACAUUUGACGAGAUGCUGGCGCAUUAGAGAAGAAAGCCCACCACCGGUAUUUAUUUUGGAAAGCGAAAGCACUUUCAUCACUGACUGAGCUACCUCAGAAUCCACAAGCCAAUUGAUCGCUGUCAGAUUUGUGUUCUGCUCUCGUGCAAUUGGGGAUUUCCAUCGUGGGAGAAGCUGCACCCUCUAGCCUUGGCUGUCUGCUUUCCAGAGUGGGAGACGACACGGCGGUCACAUUUCUAUUACACAUCUGCCUGAGAGUGUUGGGGUUCCUGUCACCUGGAUCCAUCCCCGGAUCUCACUAUAUCAGCCAACCAAAGACAAUGGUGCACUGUGCGGGAUGCGAGAGGCCCAUCCUGGACCGCUUCUUGUUGAACGUUUUGGACAGGGCUUGGCACGUUAAGUGCGUUCAGUGCUGUGAAUGUAAAUGCACCUUAACAGAGAAAUGUUUUUCCAGAGAAAGCAAGCUUUACUGUAAAAAUGACUUCUUCAGACGUUUUGGUACCAAGUGUGCUGGCUGCUCCCAGGGAAUCUCCCCCAGUGACCUGGUCAGGAGGGCAAGGAGCAAAGUGUUCCACUUGAACUGUUUCACGUGUAUGAUGUGUAACAAACAGCUCUCCACUGGAGAGGAACUAUAUAUAAUUGAUGAGAACAAGUUCGUCUGCAAAGAAGAUUACCUAAAUAACAACAACGGUGCCAAAGAAAAUAGUCUGUAUUCCCACCUGACAGGCAGUGACCCCAGUUUAUCUCCUGACUCCCAAGACCCAUCUCAAGAUGACGCAAAGGACUCUGAAAGCGCUAACAUCUCUGAUAAGGAGGCUGGGAUUAACGAAAACGAUGACCAGAACCUGGGGGCAAAAAGGAGAGGACCCCGUACCACUAUCAAAGCCAAACAGCUGGAGACUCUGAAGGCUGCAUUUGCUGCUACACCAAAACCAACCAGGCACAUAAGGGAGCAGCUGGCCCAGGAGACCGGCCUCAACAUGCGGGUCAUACAGGUGUGGUUCCAGAACCGGCGCUCCAAGGAGAGGCGGAUGAAGCAGCUGAGCGCCUUGGGAGCCCGCAGGCACGCCUUCUUCAGGAGUCCAAGGAGAAUGAGACCGCUGGUGGACCGCUUGGAGCCUGGGGAGCUCAUCCCCAAUGGGCCCUUCUCAUUCUAUGGAGACUACCAGAGUGAGUAUUAUGGACCGGGAAGCAACUACGAUUUCUUUCCUCAAGGACCCCCCUCAUCACAAGCUCAGACCCCUGUAGAUUUGCCCUUUGUAACCUCCGGACCAGCAGGCACGCCACUUGGUACAAUGGAGCACCCCUUACCUGGACAUCACCCUUCUAGUGAGGUACAGCGUUUUACUGACAUCAUGUCUCACCCGCCAGGAGACUCCCCCAGCCCAGAGCCCAACCUGCCCAGCUCAAUGCACUCCAUGUCCGCAGAGGUGUUUGGUCAAAGUCCCCCUUUCUCCUCUCUAUCAGUCAAUGGGGGAGCAACUUACGGGAAUCACUUGUCACAUCCACCAGAAAUGAAUGAAGCGGCUGUCUGGUAGCUUGAGAACCAACAGACGGACUAACAAUAAGACUGGUGCCAAAAGCCAUCUCGGUUGACAUUGCUCUGGCACACACAAUUCCCCCCUGAAACAAUAUCUGUCUGGACGGAGUCUGCCGGGCUCUUGAAAAGAAGGAGACAAAUUCGCAAUCACACUGGACAAAAAAUAAUAAAAUACAAAAACUGGCGAAGCUGCAAUCCCAGUAGAUCACAUCCAUUAUCCCAAUAGAUGGUAGGCAAUACCGAUUCCAUCAACCCCACUAGACAACACAAAUUAUAUAUAUAUUAAGGAUUGACCUAGUCUGGUCCAAUAUGUCCAUUUUCUGCAAGCCAGUAGAAGCUUCAGAAUAGCUAAAAACCUGACUUCCAGGUGGAGACAGAACAUUUGUUUGCCAAAAUAUGAAAUACAAAAAAAAAAUGUAAAAGCCCUCAGCAUCAACUCUUCUACCUUGACAAAGCUACUGACACAAAUAAAGGAUCCUCACCAUGAAGGUCUGCUGUCAGACCUGUUCUGACUUGAAAAAAAGAUUCUACCUUCACUGACAGCGGAAACUAAAAGACUAUUGAACUCAAAACAGUCAACUGUUUACGUCUGACGUUCAAUUCAGGAGCCUAACGUUUUAGUAAUAAUCCACUUUUAGAAACCUCUGUUCAUAACAACCAAGCAAAACGUUUUGAGCAAUCAACCAAAAUGAUUCAUUCUUUAGUUUUUGUUUUCUGUGGAUGUAACGGGACUGAAUGAAGAAAGAGCGUUUUUUUUCCUUUCUUUUUUGUUUUUUUUGGUACUCUGUGCUAGUUUUGUUAGAAGAUUGUUUACAGAAGGCAACAGGAAGUGAACAAAACGUGAGGUGCCAAAUCAAAUA
Messenger RNA from Nanorana parkeri, 2548 nucleotides. It is a transcript of the gene LHX1, whose product is annotated as LIM homeobox 1. Lineage: Eukaryota; Metazoa; Chordata; Amphibia; Anura; Dicroglossidae. The transcript has 6 exons. Gene Ontology annotation, cellular component: nucleus. Bases 469 to 1686 code for a protein of 405 amino acids. Gene Ontology annotation, molecular function: RNA polymerase II transcription regulatory region sequence-specific DNA binding; DNA-binding transcription factor activity, RNA polymerase II-specific. The record is from RefSeq and is a predicted model, not a curated record. Gene Ontology annotation, biological process: neuron differentiation; regulation of transcription by RNA polymerase II.